AUGGACAACCAAACCUACAUGUCAGGGUUUCUGCUUCUGGAAUUUUCCAAUAUUCGGGAACUGCAGAUUCUUCACUUCCUUCUGUUUCUCGUAUUGUAUCUGGCAAUAGUUUCAGCAAACCUGCUCAUAAUCUCUGCAGUGAAAUUUGACCAACGCCUUCAUACCCCUAUGUAUUUUUUUCUGAUGAACCUGGCCAUACUUGACAUUGGACAAGUCUCAGUCUUCAUGCCCAAAUCCAUGGCCAAUUCCCUGAUGAAUACUAGACACAUAUCUUAUACUGGAUGUGUUAUGCAAGUUUUUUUCCUGAUAUUCUUAAUGGGUGCAGAUUUCUUUCUCCUCACAGUUAUGGCAUAUGAUCGAUAUGUUGCUAUUUGCAAUCCUUUACACUAUGAAAUAGUGAUCAACAGGCAAGCCUGUGUCCAAAUGGUUACCACUGUAUGGAUCAGUGCAUUUUUCAAUGGGGUUUUACAUGCUGGGGGCACGUUUGCAGCCCCAUUCUGUUCGAAUGUUGUUGAUCAGUUCUUCUGUGAAAUCCCACGGUUACUUAAGCUAUCCUGCUCUAAAGUAUUUGUGAUUGAAGCUGGGACUGUAAUAUUCAGUUGUAGUAUUGUGUUGGGUUGCUUUAUCUUCAUCUUUGUAACUUAUGUGCAGAUCUUCACUGCAGUGCUGAGAAUCCCUUCUGUCCAGGGCAGGCAAAAGGCCUUUGCAACUUGCCUCCCCCACCUCACUGUCAUCUUGUCAUCAUUAUUUUCUGGAUUCUUUGCUUACCUGUGGCCUAUUUUAAACACCUCAUCCCAUGCGGACUUUGCAAUUACUAUCAUAUAUUCCGUGGUUCCACCCAUGCUGAAUCCAGUAUUGUACAGCAUGAGAAACAAAGAGAUCAAGGCUGCUUUAUCAAAGCAGUUAGGCUUUAGCUACUCUACAGGAAGCAUAUUCUCGAGUGUUCUUCUGUGA
Elgaria multicarinata webbii is the source of this 954-nucleotide messenger RNA. RefSeq names its product olfactory receptor 14I1-like. Gene Ontology annotation, cellular component: membrane. Bases 1 to 954 code for a protein of 317 amino acids. Lineage: Eukaryota; Metazoa; Chordata; Lepidosauria; Squamata; Anguidae. The record is from RefSeq and is a predicted model, not a curated record. The transcript has a single exon. Gene Ontology annotation, biological process: G protein-coupled receptor signaling pathway. Gene Ontology annotation, molecular function: olfactory receptor activity; odorant binding; G protein-coupled receptor activity.